UUCCCGCCAAAAAGGACCUACUCUUGCUCUUCUCUUCCCGCCAUUUCAAAACCCAUCCCCGACCCCCGAUCACGACCAGCGGCUGGGAUCUCACGAGAAAACAGCUUCUUCUUGAUUCCGCUGAGAUCUGAAACGAUUUUCGCUUUGUUUAUCGGAAAAUAGGCUCAGCACACAACCAUGACCAGAGAGGAGAUCGGAAAUGGAAGCGAAGACAUGGUAAUUGAUGAGUGUGAACCUGAAGGCCGUGAACGGAACUCCGUUCCUGACGAAUUUAACGCCAACUAUCUCAAAGUCUAUUACGGAAAGCUUUUCCCUCACGCAGAUAUAUUCAAAUGGAUCUCCUAUGGAAAUGAUGGGAAGCAUCCUGCCUGUGACCAGUCCUACUUCAGUCGAAGAGAGUUUUCGUACACGCUGGAUAAUGAUAUUUAUCUGCGCUACCAGUCUUUCAACAGUGCAUCUGAACUUGAAAAUUCCAUCAAAGAGAAGUGUCCGUUUAAAAUCGAUAUCGGGCCUGUGUACAGUGUGGAUCCUGCAAAGAGGCAUGCAUAUGCACAAACUGGUGAUAAUGUUUUCACUCCGGUGGAGAGGGAGCUUGUUUUUGAUAUUGAUAUUACGGAUUACGAUGAUGUUAGAUACUGCUGCUCAGGAGCUGAUGUUUGCUUGGACUGCUGGCCUCUAAUGACAGUUGCUAUCAAAGUGAUUGAUACUUCUCUCAGAGAUGAUUUCGGUUUUAAUCAUAUUCUCUGGGUAUUUAGUGGUCGACGUGGUGUUCAUUGCUGGGUUUGUGAUGGGAAAGCAAGGAGGUUGACAAAUGAACAGAGGGCAUCUAUUGCGGAAUAUUUCCGUGUCUACAAGGGAAAUGAAAAUAGUCUUAAAAAGGUGUCUUUUACGGGUCUUGCUCUGCAUCCCUUCCUUGCGAGAUCAUAUUCUGAAGUUCUCAAGGAUUUCUUUAAGUCAAAAUUGCUUUUAAGUCAAAAACUAUUUUCAACUGAGGAGCGAUAUGAGAAGAUCUUAGAGAUGAUUCCUGAUGAAUCUAUUACUUCUGAACUUCGGGGGAAGUGGCAGGAGAACAAGCGAUCCUCCAUUUCAAAAGAAGACACUAAUGUUGUCAGAUGGCAGCAACUAAAACAUAUAUUGCAAUCGGGAAGACCGAAGGCACAAGGGCUGCGAAGGUGUGUUGAAGAGAUUGUAUUCUCUUUUACCUAUCCUAGGCUUGAUAUGGAGGUUUCAAAACACAUGAACCAUUUGCUAAAAGCACCAUUCUGUGUACACCCAAAAACAGGUCGUGUUUGUGUUCCUAUUGAUCCAAAUUGUUGUGAGGAAUUUGAUCCUACUGCAGUACCAACCCUUUCUAAGCUUUUAGAAGAAAUGAACAUGGGAACUUUGAGAGCAGAUGUUGAUAAUGAAUGGGAUAGAACCUCACUUGGCAAAUCAAUCAGGUUUUUCAGAUCAUCUUUCUUGCAGCCUCUGCUGAAGUCUUGCAAGGAGGAGAUAGAAAAUUCGUACAAUGCCAAACUGCAACACUCAAAGAAUUCCAUGAGUUGGUAAUGCUUCUCUAGUUAAUUCAUCAACAUGCAUCCAGCUUUCAGAGUCACCCUUAACUAUUAAUGUGAAAUUAUAUUUUAAGGAAUUUGUAUUGUUGCUGGCGGACUUCAUUUUGUUUAAUGGCAAAAGUUUGAACGCAAAUGCAACAUUUCAUCUUAGUAUAUUCUGCUGCAACUAUGUUGCUAGAAUGCCCUACUUUUCCAAUGAAAACUGCAUGAACACGGCAUAAAUUUCUUUGUUCUCAUCUGUUAAAAGAGACUAUUGUACCCAUUAAUCUGGAUGUAUUUAUCACAAUAGAAAGCUUUUUUUGAUUUAA
Messenger RNA from Corylus avellana, 1861 nucleotides. RefSeq lists its product as uncharacterized. NCBI's taxonomy places the organism in Eukaryota, Viridiplantae, Streptophyta, Magnoliopsida, Fagales, Betulaceae. Gene Ontology annotation, biological process: DNA replication, synthesis of primer. The record is from RefSeq and is a predicted model, not a curated record.